Messenger RNA from Musa acuminata AAA Group (dessert banana), 4365 nucleotides. RefSeq names its product pentatricopeptide repeat-containing protein At4g26680, mitochondrial. The transcript is spliced from 2 exons. The coding region runs from base 82 to 1659 and encodes 525 amino acids. Gene Ontology annotation, molecular function: protein binding. The record is from RefSeq and is a predicted model, not a curated record. NCBI's taxonomy places the organism in Eukaryota, Viridiplantae, Streptophyta, Magnoliopsida, Zingiberales, Musaceae.
UCAUCCUCUCGUCCUCGAUCCGGUCGAGUCGCGAAUUGGAACCCACGGCAGCACACAAAGAAGGUGGGCAUCAAACCCUCCAUGAGAUCUCUCGCCUGUCGCCGCUUCUCCUCCUCCUCCUCCUCCUCCGCCGCUUCCGCUCUCCCCAUCCCUCACCGCUCCCUCGCCGACCCCCGCGGCUCCGACCAUGACUUCGUCGCCGUUGCCCACAGCCACCUUCUACGCGCCGAUUGGCCCGCCCUCGUCUCCCUCGCCCCCUCCCUCACGCCCUUCCGCACCGCGCACCUCCUCCUCCGCCUUCGCUGCGACCCUAUCCUCUCCCUCGAGUUCUACCGCUGGACCCUCCUCCACGGCACCCCCGCCUCCCACUCCCUCGACACCCACGCCAUCGUCCUCCACAUCCUCACCAAAUCCCGCCGUUUCAAGGCCGCCGAGUCCAUCUUCCGCCAGUCGUUGAUCCCCCGAACCCAGAACUCCACCUCGGAGCUCUUCGACGCGGUGCUUCGCACGUAUCGCCUCUGCGACUCGACGCCCGCCGUGUUCGACGCCAUGUUCAAGGCCUAUGCCCACGAGCGCAAGCUCAGGAAGGCCACCGAGACCUUCCGGCUGAUGCGGGACUACGGGUUCCUCCCCAAGAUCAAAUCUUGCAACGCCUUCUUGAGCUCGCUGCUCUAUCUGGGGCGGGCUGACGUCGCGCUGGCCUUCUACCGGGAGAUGCAUCGGUGUCGGAUCUCGCCGAACGUCUACACCCUAAACAUGGCCAUACGCGCGCUCUGUAACUCGGGGAAGCUGGAGAAGGCUCUCGACCUGUUCGAUAAAAUGGAAGGGAUGGGAUUCACUCCUACCGUUGCUUCCUUCAAUACCUUGAUCGAUGCUCAAUGCAAAAAUGGAGUCACGGGGCAUGCUGUGAAGCUCAAGAACACAAUGGCCGGUAAAGGUUUGGAGCCGAACGUGAUCACCUACAAUACUCUCAUCCAUGGGUUCUGUAAGGAAAGCAAGUUGCAUGAGGCUAACAGGGUUUUCCAGGAGAUGAAAGCCGCCGAGGUGAGGCCGAACACGGUGACCUACAACACUUUGAUAAAUGGUUAUAGUCAGAUGAACAACAGCGAGAUGGGCUCGAGGCUUUAUGAGGAGAUGGUAAAAGAUGGUAUUGAGGUCGACAUUGUAACGUACAAUGCUCUUAUAUUGGGGCUUUGCAAUGAAGGGAAGACAAAGAAGGCCGCCCAUGUAGUGAAGGUGCUCGAUCAAAAGAAUUUUGUCCCAAAUGCGUCGACCUUUGCUGCUCUCAUUACUGGACAAUGCAAGAGGCAAAACUCUGAGCGGGCACUUGAUAUUUACAAGGCCAUGAAGAGAAGCGGGUGUACUCCAAACAAUGAUACAUUUAGGCUGUUGAUAUAUACCUUCUGCAAGAACAAGGACUAUGAAGGCGCGGUUGAGUUGUUGAAGGAAAUGUUGGGGAGAUAUAUGGCACCUGAUGAGACUCUGCUUACUGAGGUUUUCGAGGGGAUUUAUAGCUCUGGAAAGACCCACCUGGUUACUGAAUUGCACUUAGAUGUUGUUGGGACAAGACUUAUUCCUGAAGUUUAUUUCAAAAAUGAACACACAACUAAGUUGCUGGAUAUAUCAGAUACUGAAGCACAGAAGAUGUGUAUGGGAUAAAGAAGUGGAACAAAUUUGCUUGGUUGAGAAGAGAUUUACAGCUACUUGGCCCAACAUCUUAUAAUUUUCGAUGAUUUCUCGAAGAUAUUUGGUGAUGAUGAUACAUACUUGGAGUUUUUCUGUGGACUUGAUAGUUUGAUAUUGCCACAUCUUAUGUCGUAGACUCUAACAGCCUACAUGAGGAGGUGAGUUAUAUAUCAUGGUUUUGUGUUGGUAUCAUGGUUGGAGAAGAAAAAACUUGUUCAAUGUUCAGAUCCUGGUCAAUUUGUUCUCUGAGGUGUUCAUUUCAAGCAAGAUGUGUUCAGGAGCAGGGAGCAAAGCUAUAAGCAGCAACGAUAGAUGUCAUUGUUGCAGCAAGAUUUGAAUUGACCAUCCUCUGAUGAAAGCUUGUUCUUACACAUCUUUCUGGACAAAGAAUAUUAUUUGCUGCAAAGCAAGAAUUCUAUCAUUGUUCUGGCUAGAGUAGAAUCAGCUUGUGAUUUGAUACAAGCUUGUUCAUAAAAUCUGUCUGGAAAUAAUGUAUGAUUUGCUUCUGUGCAAGAUUUUCAGCUAGCUUCAGGAAUUUCAUUAGAGUUGGAACACAUGUGAAAAUAAACGCUGGAAGUCUACGAAGGACCUUUGGUGAAGGCCAAGAAGUUGCGACUUCAAAGGAGGAAACUGCCUGGAAAGGAACGUAAAAUCCCCUCCGUGUUUGAUCCCUACAUGGAAGGUAUAAUAUGUUAAAGUUAUUUUGUUAUCAUUUCAGAAGUUUUUGCUACCUUGUCAAUUGAUUCUUAUUUCUUAGUGAUUGUUUCUAGCUAAAUUAAGGGGAAAUCAAAGUAGCACAUAGGAGAAUUCAGGUUUGAGGAAACAGUAAGGUUUAAAAGGUAUGUUGGAAGCAAGUUUACAUGUGUAUAUUAUUUGUGUACUUGUAGGUGUACUUAAGCAUAUAUGUAUUCUUCAUCAAACACAAAUGACAACACUUGUUUUGCGCUAGGAGAAGACGAGUGAAAAAUGAUAAGCAACCUUUUUUUCUCUAACAAUCUUUUCUUAUUUUGUUUGCAUUCAGCCACUUACACGAGUCAUAAGCUUUUGAACUAUUUCCGUGGAGUGUGCCAUAUUUCUCAAUUUAUAUAAUAUGGAUUAGGAUGGACGAAAUUAUGAUUCCAACUAUUAGCAUGUAUGACACAAAUGCUAUUAAUCAUGAUCCGCAUCAAGAUUUGAAAUUGCAUAGAUUGUAAAGCAGGUGCAUCAGGACACAUACAAGAUUCUUGCUACCUAGUUUACUACAUCAGGAGAUAUUAUGCCUAAGCAAGCUUAUGAGUCCUGAUUCACUCCUUUGUUUUGCUCCUCUUAACUGAGUCUCAGAAUUCUGUAUCUAUUCAUGACACCCAAUCCAAACAGGAAGGAAAGAUGUUUUCAUUUCCUUUUCCUACAAUCCAGACAACUUUUUUUUGUUUUCGAUGGAAAAAAAAGGUUUUUCACCAUCCUUUUUCUGGCAACCAAUUGAACCCUAGGAUUAUGUGGACUGCACAUCUCCAUCCAUAAAACUAAAAUGGCAGAAAUACAGUCUCAUGUUCAUGUGCAUAUGUAAGUGUUGCAAAUCUUUGUUGAUAUAUUUCAGAUAUCUAACAAUGGAUGAACUGAAAAAUUCUAAUUCAAGGGAAAUUUAAUUUAAGGGCAUUAAAAGAAUUUUAGCAUUUAGUUCUUUCUUCCCUUGGAAAUGUGCUACUGGAUUUUGUCAGCUGGAUGUUAUCUAAGAAGUGGUUUGUACCAAGGUUCACAGUACAGUUUCAGACCAAUACUGUACAGGUCCAUACCAGCGUAUUGAGUGUUGGUACAUCAAUACCUGCCAAAUUUUGAGAAAUACUGAAAAAUAUUUAAAAGGAAACAAAAAAAACUCUGGUACAGGGCCUGCACUAUCCUGUACUGGAGGCAUCAUGUGGUUUACCUUGUCCAUGUAUUGGUAAGAUAUUGGACUGGUAAACACCAUACGUACCAUACCAUACCGAUGGUAGCGCAAAUCUUCAUUUAUACCACAUGUAUAUAAAUCUUCAUAUGUAUGUAUGUAUAUAUACCUUCCAAUCGCACCAUAUCAUGAUAUCAACCACAUCUUUUUCUGAAUAGUAGGACAAAAUCUCAGUGUUUUUUAUUCUUUAUUCUGGCAGCAUUGAUGGUAAUGGCUGCAGCGAUGGUGAUUCCAAUCGAAGAGUUCCAUCGACAUCUUUCACAUUUAAGGUUCAGAGGGUGAUCCCAACUUGUCCAUCACAAGGCAUGUCAUAGGUAUAUUUUAACAUCCAUUUCUGCAAAUAUUGCACCUUGAGUAACAUAAAUGUUUGGAGUAGUAGUCACAAGAUCUCACAACAUCUCAACAUCAUCCUCAAGGCCCUAAGGUGGUUCUUAAUAAAAGCCGUCUUGUUUCUACUCUACAAAUCCUAUACCAUCGUUUGAUGUGAGUUAGGAUCAGGCAUUAUCUUUCGUAAUAGUAAUUGGAGGACUAAGUACCAAAACAGAGCUGAUGGUCUAGGCAUCGACUGCGCGGCUCUCAAAGGUCAUGGAACUAUUAUUAUCAAUGGAGUUUUGAGGGAGGAAUGUAGAUCGAUGUGCAGUAAUCCUUUUAAUUGGGUUGGUGCUUUGACAGUUUAAAUUCGAUUGAUGGUCACUGCUGUAUUUAAACAUAAGAUGUAAUGUUAAAUGUUCAAGGAAGCUGCUACAUGUUCUAUGGUC